AACGCAGCAUUGGGUCCAUCCUGGCAUCUCACUCCAGUUGUCGAGCCGAGGAGGGCCGACUGACGACGGCGACACGCCGAGGGGCUUCUUCGAUGUCCUAGGUUAAACGUAACCUCCUGGUUUGGCGCUUGGCGUGGUAUUUCACCCCUGUAAAGGACUAAACGGAGGCAUCAUGGCAGAAGCCCACCAGGCUGUGGCCUUCCAGUUCACAGUCACCCCAGAGGGCAUUGAUCUAAAGCUGUCCCAUCAGGCCCUCACCGAGAUCUACCGCUCUGGCCUUCGUUCUUGGAAGAAGCGUGUCAUUAGGCUUAAGAACAGUGUGAUAACAGGAGUGUAUCCCGCCAGCCCCUCCUCCUGGCUUUUUGUCGUCAUUGCAAUUCUGGCCACCAUGUACACUCGCUCUGAUCCCUCCAUGGGACUUAUAGCCAAGAUACAAGAGCACCUGCCUGUCAGCCAGUCUAUGAGCACCCAGUGUCAGGCGGUGCUGUCAGCAGUGCUCUUCAGCACAUUACUUUGGCUCCUGCUCAUCUUCACCAUGCGCCUGUGCCUCAAGCAGCUCCUGUCCUACCACCGCUGGAUCUUCGAGCAGCACGGCAAGAUGUCCAACACCACUAAAGUCUGGGUGGCACUGGUGCGUAUCUUCUCUGGCCGAAAGCCUCUACUCUACAGUUACCAGGGCUCACUGCCAAACCUGCCUUUACCCACCACCAAGGACACAGUCAAAAGGUAUCUGGAGUCAGUGCGUCCGCUCAUGGAUGACGCUGAGUAUGAGCGGAUGACUAAGCUGGCUGGCGAGUUUGAGAGCCGCCUGGGCAAUCGACUUCAGUGGUACCUCAAACUCAAAUGUCUGUGGGCUGCCAACUAUGUUAGUGACUGGUGGGAAGAAUAUGUCUACUUGCGAGGACGGAGCCCGAUAAUGGUCAACAGUAACUACUAUGGCAUGGACUUCCUGUAUGUGACCCCGACACCUAUACAGGCAGCCCGUGCAGGCAACACUAUCCACGCAUUCUUCCUAUACCGCCGCAAACUCAACAGAGAAGAGCUCAAACCUAGUCGUAUACCCGGCACUGUCAUUCCUCUGUGUGCGGCUCAGUGUGAGAGGAUGUUCAACACCACACGCACUCCCGGAGAGGAGACGGACACAGUUCAGCACUGGCAGGACAGCGACUAUGUGGCUGUAUACCAUAGAGGACGCUACUUUCGGCUCAGGUUGUACCAGGCGGGUAGACUCCUGUCCCCCAGGGAGAUUGAAUUCCAGAUUCAGAGGAUUCUUGAUGACCCUUCCUCUCCCUGCCCUGGAGAAGCUAAACUUGGUGCUCUUACUGCUGGCGAAAGAAUUCCAUGGGCUCAAGCCAGGAGCAAAUACUUCAGCUGCGGAACCAACAAGCGCUCACUUGACUGUAUUGAGAAAGCUGCGUUUUUCGUGACCCUAGAUGACGACGAGCAAGGCAUGAUGGAAGAUGACUCAUCUGCGAGUCUAGACCGCUAUGCUAAGUGUUUGUUGCAUGGGAAGUGUUAUGACAGGUGGUUUGAUAAGUCUUUCUCAGUGGUCUACUUCAAGAACGGUAAGAAUGGCAUCAAUGCGGAGCACUCGUGGGCCGACGCACCAGUGAUAGCGCACCUGUGGGAGUACGUCCAGGCCACUGACUGUUUCCAGCUGGGCUACAACAAAGAGGGUCACUGCAAAGGAGACGUGGAUCCAUCUCUUGCACGACCUCAGAAGCUCAACUGGGAAAUCCCUCCAGAGUGCGAGCAGCAGAUCUCUCGCUCCCUGGCUGUGGCCCAAGCCUUAGCAGACGACGUAGACUUCCAUGUGAUAUCCUUCCGAGACUUUGGUAAGGGAAAGAUCAAGAAGUGCAGAGUCAGUCCAGAUGCGUUCAUUCAGGUGGCUCUUCAGUUGGCCUACUUUAGGAAUCGGAAGACAUUUUGCCUCACCUAUGAGGCCUCCAUGACCCGUCUAUUCAGGGAAGGCAGGACCGAGACAGUUCGCUCCUGCACCAAUGAGAGCAGUACCUUUGUCAGAGCGCUAGUGGGUGGAGAAUCAGCAGAAGUCUGCAGGCAUUUGUUCCGCGCUGCUUCAGAGAAGCACCAGCUUCUUUACCGAAUGGCAAUGACCGGCGCUGGUAUCGACAGACACCUCUUUUGCCUCUAUGUCGUGUCCCAGUACCUUGGAGUGGAGUCACCGUUCCUUAAAGAGGUUCUGUCAGAGCCAUGGAGGCUGUCCACCAGUCAAACAUCCGUCCAGCAGGUAGAGCUGUUUGACCUAGUGAACCAUCCUGAGUACAUUUCCUGUGGAGGAGGCUUUGGGCCGGUGGCUGAUGAUGGUUAUGGUGUGUCUUACUACAUUUUGGGUGACAAUUUGAUCAACUUCCACAUCUCCUGCAAGCACUCGUGCCCCGACACUGAUGCUCAUGAGUUUGGCUUUCACAUCAAAAAGGCCUUGCACGACUUGCUGGAGCUGAUGAGCCCCGACCAGAAAGAGCCCAGCAAAAGUGAAGAGAGUCGACCUGAAUUCAAGAAAAACCUUUAGUUCGAGGAGAAGAGAAAUUAGAUGCUGAAGGGAAAGUGUUUUUUUACACUUGCUGAUGGAGGAAAGCCUGGACAUAUUCUCAUGUAGAGGGAGUGGGUAACAAACAAAUAACACAUUUAACCGGCCUGUUGAGAAGGGAGUUCAGUUGGGCACAAGGGAGCUGAUGUUUUUAUUACAUCUGUAAUUAUAUAGUAUGGUAAGGUCCACAGAAUAACAGUGCUUUCAUUUCAGUGGGGGAUAAUGAUUUCCUGUUAUUUUAAGUUAUUUUCUUAAAAUAAUACUUGGAUUUUUGUUUCAUACAGGGGCAUGUUUGUUUUGUUGCUACUUAAAGCUUUGACUAUUUGUGCUUCUGUUUGCCUGGAAAUGGUGUCGUGUGUUGUAACUCUGAUGGCAACAGGCAUCCAAAACAUUCCUUUUUUUUGCUUCAUACUACGCUGAAACGUGGCUUUUAUUUUUAUAAGCAUUCAGGUUUUUUUCAUCAGGCACUUAAAUCACUCCAUUUCACCCAUAUGAAUAUGUUUUGUAUUGAUUUUUUUUAAUUCUCUGCAAUUAUAUGUAUAAGCACCAAAACAAUGCAACGUAUAUUUUCAAACAUGUGCAGGCCUAAAGGAUUAUUAAUGUAAACCGUUAGUUUGAAAAGUAGGUGUGUUACCAUGGAAACAGGAAGCUCGAUUGACUUAGUUUUGUGUUUAUAUUGCUAUUGUCUGACUUUUUAUGCAAUUACAAAUUAUAAAGAUGUUGUGUAAGAAACAA
Nerophis ophidion (straightnose pipefish) is the source of this 3283-nucleotide messenger RNA. RefSeq names its product carnitine O-palmitoyltransferase 1, liver isoform-like. Gene Ontology annotation, cellular component: mitochondrion. The record is from RefSeq and is a predicted model, not a curated record. The coding region runs from base 173 to 2530 and encodes 785 amino acids. The transcript is spliced from 19 exons. NCBI's taxonomy places the organism in Eukaryota, Metazoa, Chordata, Actinopteri, Syngnathiformes, Syngnathidae. Gene Ontology annotation, molecular function: carnitine O-palmitoyltransferase activity. Gene Ontology annotation, biological process: carnitine metabolic process; fatty acid metabolic process.